GCUAAAGCAGAAACAUUUUGCGAUUUUCAGAUUCAUAGCUUCCUACGACACCCGUUGGUGAAAUCCGAUCUUGUGUUAUAAAAAUCCCAAAAUUUUCCGGGAAAAUUCUACUGUAAUUGAUUUUGAGAUUCGAUUGUUUCGAAAUUGAUUUUGCUUGAAUGGCGACGAGGAACCGAACGACGGUGUACAGGAAGCACAGGGAUGCGUGCAAGAGCGCGCGAGCUCCUUUAUCUUUAUCGGCGCCUGAUUCGUUCAGUGGUCCGGUGAUCGAAAUGGUUAGCGGCUCGUUUGCUCGGUCUAAUCACUCUUCUUAUGCUCCUUUGAAUUCCAAUGAUCCUGGUCCGUCGAGUAGCGAUGCCUUCACAAUAGGUCUCCCACCAGCUUGGGUAGACGAUUCUGAGGAGAUAACUUUUAAUAUACAAAAGGUUCGAGACAAAAUGGGUGAAUUAGCAAAGGCUCAUUCAAAGGCUUUAAUGCCUACGUUUGGAGAUAACAAAGGGAAUCAACGUGCGGUCGAGAUGCUCACUCAUGAAAUCACGGAUCUGUUGAGGAACUCAGAAAAGAGGUUGCAGAAGUUAUCUACUAGAGGGCCUUCAGAAGAAUCAAAUCUCAGGAAAAAUGUGCAGCGUUCUCUUGCAACAGAUCUUCAGAACCUCUCCAUGGAGCUCCGCAGAAAACAAUCUACUUAUUUGAAACGUCUCCAGCAGCAGAAAGAGGUAUCAUUUGCCCAUUUCUUCAAUAAAUUAACAAACAUUUGAUUCUGUCGUUGUGUUCUUUGUCUUCCAAAUAAGAGAGUUGCCUCUGCAACUUGAUCUGCUCAUAGAACUUAGCAAUGAACUCAUCUGCUCUCACAUCCACCCCUUUCUCUUCUUCCUCAUCAUCCUUAACCGUACGAUCACUCUCUUCCGUAUAAGAUUCAUCGUAACCGUACGAUCUCACCUCGUGGAAAUAAUCGUCACAAAACCUGGGUUACCAACCCAAUUUGCAAAAGAAAAAGAAAAAGAAAAAGAAAAAGUAUGCAAAAUCCUUAUCAAAUCAAGAUUACAAAAUUCUUAGAUAAGAUAGUACAAGGAGGAAAUCGACUCAUGGUUCCAAGGAAGGAUAAAAGGAACUAAAAGGAAUGUAUUGGCUUCACAGAAGUAACCAACAGUAUAUAGGCAGUUAAUAAGAUCAAAAAGUAUGCAAAAUCACAAUCCAUACAGCCAUAGAAGGAUUGUAGCCAGAUAGGAUGGGCACAUGCUUUGCAACGCUUGUUCUCCUUGCAGACAAAACCAUUAGCGUUUGAGUCUUAAGUAAUGAAAUUUUGUGGCUGAAAUAAUGUAUUGUGUUGUCAUCUAUUACCACAUAUGGCGUUGUAUCUUCUGUUUCUUCAGUUAUACCUUCGAGUUCUUCGGUUCUUCCCCGAAUAUUUCAAACAUCCUGUGGUAGCACAUUUCGAAUAAACGACAUAACAAGUAAAACAUUUUGAUAAGAAUAACCUCCACUUAUCCAAUCUACCUUCUGGCAACAAACUCCACAUACAGAAUUCACAACACCAAUAAGAGAGGUGCAAGAAACACGAUCGAGAUAAA
Molecule: messenger RNA, 1571 nt
Organism: Eutrema salsugineum
Lineage: Eukaryota; Viridiplantae; Streptophyta; Magnoliopsida; Brassicales; Brassicaceae
Product: syntaxin-42
Exons: 3
Coding region: 159-758 (199 amino acids)
Biological process (GO): vesicle-mediated transport
Cellular component (GO): membrane
Source: RefSeq, a predicted model, not a curated record